Molecule: messenger RNA, 2907 nt
Organism: Schizophyllum commune H4-8
Lineage: Eukaryota; Fungi; Basidiomycota; Agaricomycetes; Agaricales; Schizophyllaceae
Exons: 10
Coding region: 58-2823 (921 amino acids)
Biological process (GO): spliceosomal tri-snRNP complex assembly; mRNA splicing, via spliceosome
Cellular component (GO): catalytic step 2 spliceosome; U4/U6 x U5 tri-snRNP complex
Molecular function (GO): protein binding
Source: RefSeq, a predicted model, not a curated record
UUCCCCCACCCUUUACCCCCAUACUUCCCUACUUUCCUCGAAGCAAGGGGCUGAAAGAUGGCGUCGAAUAAGCCCAACAAGCUGGCUUUCUUGUCCAUGCCGGCGCCGGCGUCAUAUGUCGCCGGUCUUGGUCGAGGAGCGUCUGGCUUCACAACGCGAUCUGAUAUCGGUCCCGCACGAGAAGGACCGUCUGCCGAAGUCAUAGCGGAGGCGCAAGCGCGUCGCGGUGAAGAGCCUGACGUAGAUCCCGAACAAUUCCAGGAUCCAGACAACGAAUUUGGUCUCUUUGCUGGGACAACAUACGAAGCCGACGAUGAGGAGGCGGAUAGGAUCUACGAGAAGGUUGACGAGGCGAUGGACGCACGGCGGCGGGCACGCAGGGAGGCGCAGGAACAGGCAGAGCUUGCGAAGCAGCGCGCCGAGCGACCGAAGAUUCAGCAGCAAUUCGCGGACUUGAAGCGCGGCCUUUCUGCAGUCACUGAUUCCGAGUGGGAGAACCUGCCUGAGGUUGGCAACCUCACACGAAAGAAGAGGCGUAGGGAAGAACGGUCGUACGUCGUACCGGACAGUGUCAUUGUCGGCGACAGGACCAAGAAUCAAUACGAGAACGCACUCGACCCCAUGCAGAAUGAGACUGGAGGCUUUGACACGGCCGCCGAUCCUGGAGCCAUGACCAACUUUGUCGAGAUUGGACAAGCCCGUGACAAGAUCCUGUCAUUGAAGUUGGAUCAAAUAUCUGGCACUGCAACGACAUCCGGUUCAGCUACCUCGGUGGAUCCGAAGGGCUACCUUACUUCACUUGACAGCGUCGUCAUCAAAUCCGAUGCAGAAAUCGGCGACAUCAAGAGGGCUCGCAUGCUAUUCGACUCCCUGGUGAAGUCCAAUCCCAAGCAUGCCCCCGGGUGGAUAGCAGCGGCAUGUCUGGAGGAGCAUGCUGGACGAAUGGUGGCGGCUCGCAAGCUCAUUAAACAAGGGUGCGAGAUGUGCCCCAAGAGUGAGGAUGUCUGGCUUGAAGCCGCGCGGUUGCAUAACAACGAAGACGCCAAGGUUGUGCUCGCGAAUGCAGUACAACACGUCGGCCAGAGCGUCAAGAUUUGGUUGGCGGCUGCUGACCUGGAGCAUGAUGUGAAGGCCAAGAAGCGAGUUCUGCGCAAAGCUCUUGAACAUAUACCGAACUCGGUCCGUCUGUGGAAGGAGACCGUCAGCCUCGAGACUUCCGCGGCCGACGCUCGCAUCCUCUUGGCCCGUGCCGUCGAGGUUAUCCCCAUGUCCGUCGAGUUGUGGCUUGCGCUCGCCCGCUUGGAACCCGCAGAACGCGCGAAGGCCGUUCUCAACAAGGCUCGCAAAGCUAUACCGACGAGCCACGAAAUCUGGAUAGCCGCAGGUCGCCUCUUGGAACAAGAAGCAGCCACCAAGCCUGAACCAGAGAGGCUUGCUCAGUACGAGUUGGUGGAUAAGACGAUCAGCGCCGGUGUGAAAGCACUGCGUCAGAAUCAAGUUCUUCUCACUCGCGAGCAGUGGCUGAAGGAGGCCGAGAAGUGCGAGAGCGAGGGUGGCGUGCGGACGUGCGAGGCCAUUGUCAAGGCAACUAUUGCCAUGGACGUCGAGGAGGAGGACCAGCUCGAUACUUGGGAGGCCGACAUCGAUGGCGCCGAGGCCCGUGGACGGGUCGGCACGGCGCGCGCGAUCUUGGCCUACGCUCUCAAGGUGUAUCCGAACAUCAAAGACCUUUGGAUCCGCGCCGCAGAGCUCGAGAAAGCGCACGGUUCGCGGGAGAGCCUGGACGACAUCUUGAGCCGUGCUGUGGAGCACUGCCCGCAGACCGAGGUGCUGUGGUUGAUGGGGGCGAAGGAAAAGUGGCUUGCCGGCGACGUUCCUGCCGCGCGCGAGGUCCUCGAGCGCGCCUUCAUCGCGAACCCGGAGAGCGAGCAGAUUUGGCUGGCCGCCGUCAAGUUGGAGGCAGAGAACGGGGAGCUCGACGUUGCGAAGCAAUUGCUUAUUCGUGCGCGCGACGUCGCUGGCACGCAACGAAUCUGGAUGAAGUCGGCCGUUUUCGAAAGGCAACAGGGACAACUCGACGCUGCUUUGGAGACCGUUUCCCAAGCACUAAAGAAGUUCCCGAAGUUCGCCAAGCUGUACAUGAUUCAAGGCCAGAUUCAUGCCUCGCAAAGACGAUAUCCCGCCGCUCGUCAGGCAUACGCCGCUGGUCUCAAGGCUGUGCCAAAGGAGCCGACGUUGUGGAUCCUUGCCAGCCGAUUGGAGGAGGCGGAUAAUAAGAGCAUCAAGGCUCGCGCACUCCUCGAGAAGGCGCGCAUGGUCAACCCUGGUGUCGACACGCUCUGGGCGGAGGCUGUUGGCGUGGAAGAGCGUGCAGGUGGCGCCGGUCAAGCGAAGGCCAUGCUCGCGCGUGCGCUGCAGGAGUGCCCGAGCUCUGGUCUUCUGUGGUCGAUGGCUAUAUGGGCCGAGGCGCGCCCUCAGCGCAAAGCACGAUCGGUCGACGCGGUGAAGAAGACCAACGACGACUCACUCGUCCUCUGCGCCAUUGCACGCCUGUUUUGGAGCGAGCGCAAGGUCGAGAAGGCGCGAGAGUGGUUCGGCCGUGCGGUUGCGCGUGACGAGCACGAUUACGGUGAUAUUUGGGGCUGGUGGUUGAAGUUCGAGCGCGAGCAUGGGACCGAGGAGCACCGCGAAGCUGUCAGAGUCAAGUGCGUACAGGCCGACCCGCACCAUGGGCCCGUCUGGCAAUCCAUAUCGAAGGACGACAAGAAUAGAGGCAAGACUACGAAGGAUGUCUUGGAGCUUGUCGCGAACGCUUUGCAGUAAUCUACGGUUGUAUAUCUCGACGUCACCUCCUGUCAAUGAACUCGCUAGCAGCGCGUGCCAAGUGCGUGCGAUAGCUGCAUUGUA